CCAAGACGGAUAUUGAGGUUGAGAGCAUAUUGUAACACGAAUACAUGCUUUAAUGUUAAUUUGAAGAGGUGCUGCCAUCCAAAGGUUGAAAAACAAACAAAUGGAAAACUACACUUCAAAUAGAACAGAAGUUCUGUCGGAGGGUACUGAUGAAGAGAACCCUGGCGACAAUGGGGUGCGCGUGCUUAUUGGGUGCGUUUUGUUUCUGCUCAUUGUAUCAACAUUGUUGGGGAAUACACUUGUAUGUGCCGCCGUCGUUAAAUUCAGACACCUACGGUCCAAGGUAACAAACUUUUUCGUAAUUUCUCUGGCGGUGUCUGAUCUGUUCGUUGCAGUCCUAGUGAUGCCGUGGGAGGCCAUUUCAGAGGUGACCGGGACAUGGCUGUUUGGAAGGUUUUGUGGAAUCUGGAUAGCUUUUGACAUAAUGUGUUCCACUGCAUCUAUUCUGAACCUGUGCAUUAUCAGCGUCGAUAGAUACUGGGCCAUAGCAAGCCCUUUUAAAUAUGAACGGAAAAUGACUCACCGAGUUGCGUUUAUCAUGAUUGGAGUGGCAUGGACACUGUCUGUUCUCAUUUCCUUCAUACCUGUCCAAUUGAACUGGCACGUGUCUGAGGAGGACACGUUGGCUGCGAACUUCAGUAACCACUCUGAGAAUUGUAAAGCGAAUUUGAGCAAGACAUAUGCUAUAUCUUCCUCUUUAAUCAGUUUCUACAUACCAGUGGUUAUCAUGAUUGCCACUUACACGAGAAUCUAUCGUAUUGCGCAAACACAGAUACGCAGGAUAUCGUCAUUGGAGAGAGCCGUGGAACAGGCGCAAAAUAACCACCACCCAAACGACUGCGCAAACGAAAACUCAUUGAAAACGUCUUUUAAAAAGGAAACCAAAGUUUUGAAGACCCUCUCGAUUAUAAUGGGAGUGUUCGUGUUUUGCUGGCUGCCCUUUUUCGUCCUUAACUGCAUGGUUCCUUUCUGUGACCCCCCGUGCGUAAGCGAAACCACAUUCACUAUUUUUGUUUGGUUUGGUUGGGCAAACUCUUCACUCAAUCCUGUGAUUUAUGCAUUCAACGCGGAUUUCAGAAAAGCUUUUACAACUAUUCUGGGCUGUAAUAAAAUCUGCUCGAGCACAACAGUGGAGACAGUAAACUUUAGCAACGAAUUAGUAUCCUAUCACCAUGAUACGACGCUUCAGAAAGAUGCACACGUUUUGGUGGCUGCACAGCAUCCACACGCUGUCUCCAACGCCGGAGAGAACACCAACCCACCGUUCGAUAAAGUCUCUCUCAUCUCAAACACAUCCCUUGAUCACAAGAACCUGCUUCUGCCCGCUAUUGUCCAGUUUGAGUGUGAUGGCGAGAUAUCACUAGAUACCAUAACGCCCUUUACCUCGGCUGGGGCUAUGGAAUGCGACGCACUACUCUGCCAAAUCCAUGACUAA
This is a messenger RNA of Hypomesus transpacificus, 1435 nucleotides long. RefSeq names its product D(1C) dopamine receptor. The transcript has a single exon. Gene Ontology annotation, molecular function: G protein-coupled receptor activity. The record is from RefSeq and is a predicted model, not a curated record. Gene Ontology annotation, cellular component: membrane. NCBI's taxonomy places the organism in Eukaryota, Metazoa, Chordata, Actinopteri, Osmeriformes, Osmeridae. Gene Ontology annotation, biological process: adenylate cyclase-activating adrenergic receptor signaling pathway. Bases 101 to 1435 code for a protein of 444 amino acids.